AUGCAGCAUCCCGUACAAGAUACUACAUAUAAUGAGCAGGGAGCACCUGCAACCGACGGAGGCCCGAGGGCCACCGGCGGAUUCCUUCGCCGGCCUCGCCAUCGAGAUGGGCGAGCCCCGCGCGACGACUUCGAGCGCGAAAUCUACACCGAAGUCCUCGCGCGCGCCUACGCCCAAAUCCUCGCCCGGGAGAACCUCGAGUCCGACCUGGAAGAACGAGGCAUCGAGCUCUCGCACAUCGAAGGUGACGGCGCGCUCAAGCCGCGCAUGGGCAACAUGUGGGCGCUCGAGCACGACGCCUACCAGGCGGUGUACGCAAACGCAUUUGCCCAGUUCCUGGCUCAGGAGGCGUUCGAGGAGGAGGAGGCGGAGGGAUUCAGACGAGGAGGACCGGCUGAGGUCGAGUUCGCCGAUGGGUCGGCUAUGGACAUCUCGUUCCAUGGAACGGUAGACCCUAUGGAGUGCGAGGUGGCCGAGGGUCCUGCUGGCAUGCCGGUGUCGAUUCUCGCAGGACUUGACCACGUCGACGAGGAGCCGAUGGAUGUCGACUUACCCCAUGAAGCUGACGACGUCGGUGACAUCGACAUCCACGACGCGUCGAUGACGUCGAUGGCCCCUUUCGACUUUGCCCAGCCUGCCCAUCCCUUACACGGUAUACUCGGCGCAUUUGGCAACAUCAGCCUGUGGUCAAACGACGAAGUGGACGCGCACCUUGACUGA
Gloeophyllum trabeum ATCC 11539 is the source of this 720-nucleotide messenger RNA. RefSeq lists its product as uncharacterized. The transcript is spliced from 2 exons. The record is from RefSeq and is a predicted model, not a curated record. Bases 1 to 720 code for a protein of 239 amino acids. NCBI's taxonomy places the organism in Eukaryota, Fungi, Basidiomycota, Agaricomycetes, Gloeophyllales, Gloeophyllaceae.